Anoplopoma fimbria (sablefish) is the source of this 1538-nucleotide messenger RNA. RefSeq names its product ninjurin 1 (gene ninj1). NCBI's taxonomy places the organism in Eukaryota, Metazoa, Chordata, Actinopteri, Perciformes, Anoplopomatidae. The coding region runs from base 283 to 714 and encodes 143 amino acids. Gene Ontology annotation, biological process: cell adhesion; tissue regeneration. Gene Ontology annotation, cellular component: membrane. The transcript has 3 exons. The record is from RefSeq and is a predicted model, not a curated record.
UACAUUACAUCAGGGCUUCAGUGCCGCUGUAGGUAUUAAUAACCCUGUGGAUAGCAUCCCUUGAUCAAACUUCUCCUAACAGCCCACGUUGUUUUCAGGACGGUUCUCCCUGUAGUUGGAGGGGCGGUAGCUGGAGCUUUUUUUCUUUUUUUUUUUUCUUCUUCUUCUUCUUCUGUCUUUUUUUUUUUUUUACACAGUGCCCGCUCGGCUGGACCACCGACUCUUUUAAAACUCACACUAUAUACAAACCUACUGGAGAUAUAACACGCUGUUAUUGACAGGAUGGCUGCGGAAAACUUGGAAAUGAACAGUCACAAUGACCGAAACGGAGGGGUGGAGGUCCUGCUGCAAGGCCCCCAGAGGACGGGGCCUCUGAACAUGAACCAUUAUGCCAAUAAGAAGAGUGCAGCAGAGAGCAUGCUGGAUGUGGCUCUCCUGAUGGCCAACGCCUCACAGCUGAAGGCUGUACUGGAGCAAGGACCAGAGUUCACCUUCUAUGUGCCUCUUAUUACUCUUAUUAGCAUCUCCCUCAUCCUACAAAUCGUAGUGGGAGUUCUGCUCAUCUUCAUAGUUAAGUGGAACCUGAAUGACACCAGCAUGCACUACAAGCUGAACGUCAUGGAGAACGCCGCCACGGCCUUCGUCUUUAUCAUAGUCGUGGUCAACGUCUUCAUCACAGCUUUUGGAGUCCAGCGACCUAAACCAAGUUCUUGAUCACCCUUUUACAUCACUCACCUGCUGAUCAACUUAGUAAAGAUGGACCUCAUUAUUUAUGCAAAUGAACAGGAUAUCGAUUUCCCAGCCAAAUGGCAUUACAGGCGCACUUGUCUUUAUGUAAUUCAACCUCCCAGGGUUGAGGAGGCCCGACAUACGUUCAGGAUCAGGUGACGUCACUAACCAUGGCUAUAGACAAAUGUACGGUCAGUUUUUAUUUCAUGUGUUGAUUCACCAGUUUGUUACCUCUUAUCAUGCUCAGGUUACUGAUGCAAAUAAAUGAUUGCCUUUAUUUAUCAAACAAACAUAUCAGGAGCAGUUUACUGAUGUUUCCUGAGAAAAAGAUAUUCUACUGUUAUUCUGAAAUGUGUCGGUAUCUGUCAGUCUUAACCUAAUGUAUGCCUUCAUUUUUAUAAAAAAGUAAAAACCGUAACCACCACAGCAUAAUCCAAAUGACAUUCUUAAUAAUACGAGCACCUGGAGCCAUCUGAGCAUACUGCUGCUCAGAUGGCAUUAGGUGAUAGAAUAGCUUUAUUGUGGGGGCAAAUAUUUAAAUUGUUUACACUGUUAAAAACGAUAACCAAUUAAUGAAGUGGACCUUACAUGCUUUUUUUUUUUUUAAAGUGAUAUGCAAAGUCUGUGUGUGUAAUGUAUAAACGGAGUAACCUGUAUAUAUUAGCUUAUGUCUUCCAGUGUUUGUGCAUUGAGGUAUAUAGUGUAUGUGGUUACUGUAACGAUUUGUUUUCAUCUUUUUUUUUAAGGACCAAAUAUUUUCAAAGCUUUUUACUCCAUGAACUUGUGCUAUACACUGUGAAUAUUUUAAA